Molecule: messenger RNA, 4589 nt
Organism: Aphis gossypii (cotton aphid)
Lineage: Eukaryota; Metazoa; Arthropoda; Insecta; Hemiptera; Aphididae
Gene: Kdm2
Product: jmjC domain-containing histone demethylation protein 1
Exons: 14
Coding region: 267-3710 (1147 amino acids)
Biological process (GO): protein demethylation; regulation of transcription by RNA polymerase II
Molecular function (GO): zinc ion binding; histone demethylase activity; transcription coregulator activity
Source: RefSeq, a predicted model, not a curated record
GCCGCGCGCCAGUUGCGUCUGCACAAACGACCGCCGUACUUGUCGGUCGACUGUCGUGCGUCGUGUCGCUACCGCUAUUCUCUCCCGGUUUCGCUAUUAUUAUUAUUAUUAUGGUAUUGUUGGUCGUGUGUGAGUGAGCGUACCGUCGAGCCGGAGCGCGCGCGCCACGAGUGAGAGUGCGAGCGAGACCGACCGAGUGCGUGUGACGUCGGUGUGAGCGCGAGCGUCGUCGUUGCGAGUGCGCGCGCCGUAUAGAACGCGGUCGUAUGAAAAUGGCGUCAUCGUCGCGCGACACCGAGCCCGGGAAAACGAUGUCGUCGCACCGCCACAAAUAUUCGUCGAGAAUUAGAACACGCAAAGAAAAGAAGACAUAUUCAGAAGAUUGGGCAUAUGGUGAUGAAGAAGAAAUUGAAGGUGUACGUUCUUUUAGUUUACAAGAAAAGCUUGACUCUACGCGUUAUUUAAAUCACAACUUCGUUAAACAAAUGGAUGGAAAAGAUUUUACAAUUUCGUAUCUUCAAAAACAUGGUUUUGUAAUACCAUUAUUAUUUAAAGAUAAGACUGGUCUUGGAUUACAUGUCCCUAGCCCUAAUUUUUCUGUAAAUGAUGUUCGCACAUGUGUUGGUUCAAGAAGAAUGUUAGACGUGAUGGAUGUUAACACACAAAAGAAUUUUGAAAUGACUAUGAAAGAAUGGACUAAGUACUAUGAAGAACCGGUGAAGGAUAAGCUUUUAAAUGUAAUUUCCCUAGAAUUUAGUCACACUAAGUUGGAAAACUACAUAAAGCGUCCCAACAUAGUCCGUGAAUUAGAUUGGGUUGAUUGUGUGUGGCCUAAACAUUUGAAAGAAAGUCAAACGGAAUCAACAAAUGUCAUAGAUGAUAUGAUGUAUCCAAAGGUGCAAAAGUAUUGUUUGAUGUCUGUUAAGGGCUGUUAUACUGAUUUUCAUAUUGAUUUUGGCGGCACAUCUGUUUGGUAUCAUAUCCUUAAAGGAAGCAAGGUUUUUUGGUUAAUACCGCCAACUGAACAAAACAUGAAACUGUAUGAACAAUGGAUACUGUCUGGCAAGCAAGGUGAUAUAUUUUUUGGAGAUACAGUUGAACAAUGUGGACGUGUAUCAUUGAAUGCUGGAGAUACAUUCUUUAUACCUACUGGUUGGAUACAUGCUGUUUAUACUCCCAAAGACUCAUUGGUAUUUGGAGGGAACUUUUUACAUUCUUUUGGUAUUGAGAAACAGCUUCGUGUUGCAGAAGUGGAAGAAUCCACUAAAGUUCCUCAAAAGUUUAGGUAUCCGUUUUUUACUGAAAUGUUGUGGUAUGUUUUGGAGCGUUAUGUUUAUUGUGAUUUGGGUAAGUCUCAUCUUACCGAAGGUGCUGAAAGUUCACCUGCACCAGUUGAGCAUAUACAUUUUACUAAACAGGAACUUCAUGGUAUUAAAGCAAUAGUAAGGUAUCUGCAUGUUUUGCCACCAAAUAAAAAAAAUGUUCCUCCUCUGAUCAAGGAUGCUAUUGAGUUAAUAAGAAAUGUGGCCAUUGUGAUAAAUAAACAUAAGAAUGACAAACCUGAAGAUGCUAUAAGUGGAAAACCAAUUCUUAAAAUUCAAGGAGAUAAGGAAAGAGAAAGAAGGUUUUAUAAGACAGCUGGUGAUAUGAAUGCUAAAGUAAAGACUUCAAGAAAAACUGCUUCUGGCUCAGGUCCUAGGAGAAGACGUACAAGAUGUAAAAAAUGUGAAGCUUGUAAACAAGCUGAUUGUGGAGAAUGUUCAUUCUGUAGAGACAUGGUUAAAUUUGGAGGACCUGGUCGUGCUAAGCAGACCUGUGUUAUGCGUCAAUGUUUGCAACCUAUGUUACCAAUAACCGCAGCUUGUGGAAUUUGUUCAUUAGACGGCUGGGGUCAACAAAUCAUUAUUCCUAUUCAGAAAACCGCUAAAGAUACUCCUAGCCAACUUAUGGAAUGUAGCGUAUGCUUUGAAAUUGUUCAUCCAGACUGCUUAUUAAAACAACCUAUAUUUACUAAUAUUGGUACUUAUAAUGAAGAUUUACCUAAUAGCUGGGAGUGUCCCAAGUGUUGUAAGGAAGGCAAAAAUUUAGAAAGCAAGCCCCGCCACUUUCGUGCUAGACAAAAAUCAUCAGAUAUCCGUAGAACUUCUGUCAGUAGUAAUGAUACUAAUCCACAAAAACGUUAUAAAGAUGAUGAAGAAUACAGUGAUACAAAUUCUGAAAGUGAUCUAGAGAAUGUUUCUAAUAAAAGACUGAAAAUUGAGAAAAAAGAAAACUUAUCUACAGAACGAUCACCACCUUUGCCUUCAACGAGAUGGAUGGAAGAACAUUCUAUGAAAAUGUUAAAUCGUUCUGUCAAAGUCGAGGAGGCGCAUAUGUCAACGUACAACAACACCACCAUCAACACCACCACAACCACCACCACCACCACUACUACUAGUACAACAACCAACAUAACCACUACCUCAUCCGCGCCCGUCGCCACCGUCGUCGUCACACCGUCAAUCGCGGAACCGCCGCCACCUCCACCACCACAGGCGUCGCGCAAGAUCGAUUUACGUAAACAGCUGGCCAGCCAACUGUCUGGCGGUUCGGGUAAACACUGCAACAUGCUUAAGAAACAGUCUUACGUGUCGAAACCGACCAAAGGCGGCGGGCACAAGUCUCAGUCGACCGGACAAAAGUCCCAAUCGGGUGGACCGAAGUCGCAGUCGGGCGGACAGUCUCAAAGCGGCGGGAGCGUUAACGGUUAUCAGCAGCACAACAAUAACCACAGUCACAGCAACAACCACCACCACCACAACGGAAACAGCAACAGCAAUUACUGCGCGAGCCCGGCGUGCAUGCUUCCGGUGUUUGAAUACCUGACGCCCGCCGAGUUGGCCAAGUGCGCGCUGGUGUGCCGCGCUUGGUCCGCGAUGUCGGUGGACCCGUCGCUGUGGCGCAAGUUAGACGUGACCGGCAAGCGGCUGACCGCGUCGUGCCUGGCGGGCGUGGUGAAGCGACAGCCCGAGGUGCUGCUGAUGGACUGGACGGCGAUCGCCAAGCGGCAACUGGAGUGGAUGAUUGCCAAGUUGACCCGGCUCAAGGUGCUGUCGCUGCAGGGCUGUUCGUGGAGCGGCGUGACGGCGCUGCGCAGCAGCAGCGUGGUGCCGCCGUCGCUGACCGCACUGGACCUCAGCUACGUGACCGGCAUGACGGACGCGUCGCUCCGGGACGUGCUGUCCCCGCCUUCCGACUCGCGGUCGUCGUCCAACGACAACACCAACCGGGCCCGGUUCCGGAACCUGCGCACACUCAAGCUGGCCGGCGUGGACAUCGGCGACGUGUCGCUCCGGUACGUGGUGCAGUACGCGCCCUGCUUGGUCGAGCUGGACCUGUCCCAGAACUUCCGGAUUACGGACGCUGGGAUCGCGCAGCUCACCACGCCCGCCGGUAACGCCGUGUCCACGCUCCAGGUGCUCGACCUGUCCGGUUGCGUGUCCGUCACGGACGCGUCGCUCGACCACCUGCUCAAGUGCACCGCUCUGCGCCGGUUGGACAUGAAGCAGACGCCCAAGGUCACCACGGCGGCUAUCAACCGGUUCCUCAUAGCCAACGACCGGUUCUCGGCCACCGAAACCCGGUUGUUGAUCAAGUGCCCCGAAUCGCCGACGCCGUUACCGCCGUCGUCACCGACCGGAAGACGCGAUUCGACGGGCAGCAGUAGUUAAGAGGAGAGCGCCGAGCGGACAGUGGGCGCCGUCGACGUGUUUUGAGAUAUAUUAGUGCGGACGUCGUGCGUCAACCUAGUCGACGACGACGACGGACGUGCGAACACGUGUUCCAAUAUAGUAGUAAAAUAAUGUAUAAUUGUAUAUUUUUUAUAGCAAGUUUUUUUCCAAAUAUUUUAAACGUGUCAGUUUUUCGUUUUUAUUUUUUUUCAAUAUUCUAUUUACGCUAAAAAGGGUCGUUUCCUUUGAUUUUUCAUAUAAUAUAUAUAUAUAUAUAUUUAUGGUUUAUUAAUUAUUUGUUUUCGGUAUAAUGCCCGAUAGUAUUAUUUGGGUUGUACAUCACGUCUGGGGAGGUAUUUCGGUCUCGGGAAUCAGCCAGGCACGGUGUUUCCAGAAUUUUUUUUUACUUUGCGUACGUAUAACACUUAUAUAAUAUACGACGGUCGUUUAUUUGACGAAAGACAAUCUCUUCACGAGUUCACACUCACAUAACUUACAAUAUUCUAUUUCCGACUAAUCUUAGACCAUUUCUACGUUCAUCAAAACGUUAUCACAAUUUUACUAUAUUAUUAUUUAUAAAUUAUAUAAAAUAAAAAAAAAAAAAAGACUGAAGUUUUGUUUGUAUUACCGUUAGUUUUAUAAGUAUUGUAUUAUAUUUUGCAAUCAAACGCGUAUUGUUACUGGUGUUGUAGACACUAGUUGACCGUCAGACGAUUUGCAAGUUGAUUUUAAAAUAAACGAAAUUUAUCAAUACUCAACACUUAAAUCAGCCGUGAUGUUUGUUUUUUUUGUAUUUAAAUUAUAAAUAUUUUUGACUGUAUUUAUUAUUUUUCUUUUUUUGUAUUGUAUUUUGAAUAAAUUAUCUAUGUACGAAAUUCA